This is a messenger RNA of Ilex paraguariensis (yerba mate), 1407 nucleotides long. The record is from the annotation of a GenBank genome assembly. NCBI's taxonomy places the organism in Eukaryota, Viridiplantae, Streptophyta, Magnoliopsida, Aquifoliales, Aquifoliaceae.
AUGAAAAUGCUCUCCAAAAAAGCCUUGUGCAACUCGCAUGGACAAGAUUCUUCAUACUUCCUAGGAUGGGAGGAGUACGAGAAGAACCCAUAUCAUGAGCUUCGGAAUCCAACAGGAAUUAUUCAGAUGGGUCUCGCAGAAAAUCAGCUCUCCUUUGAUCUUCUUGAGUCAUGGUUUCAAAACAACCCAGAUGCGGCUGGGUUCAAGCGAGACGGAGAGUCCAUAUUCAGAGAGCUUGCUCUCUUCCAAGAUUAUCAUGGCUUGCCUGCUUUCAAGAAUGCAUUGGUACAAUUCAUGGCGGAAAUAAGAGGCAACAAAGUAAGCUUUGACGCCAACAAGCUUGUCCUCGCUGCUGGUGCAACUUCUGCCAACGAGACUCUUAUGUUUUGUCUCGCUGAACCGGCCGAGGCUUUUCUCCUUCCCACCCCAUACUAUCCAGGAUUUGAUAGAGAUCUCAAGUGGCGAACUGGGGUGGAGAUUGUACCCAUAAAGUGCACUAGCUCGAAUGGAUUCCGAAUAACUGAGUCAGCUCUUGAAGAAGCUUACCAACAAGCACAAAAACGCAAUCUCAAAGUCAAAGGUGUGUUGGUCACCAACCCAUCAAAUCCACUAGGCACAACAACGAGCCGACAUGAGCUUAACCUCCUCGUUAGCUUCAUUGCUGCAAAAGGCAUUCAUCUUAUAAGUGAUGAGAUAUAUUCAGGUACCGUUUUUAGCUCUCCAAGCUUCGUUAGCGUUAUGGAGGUUCUAAUCGAGAGAAACCUCAUAAACACCGAAGUUUGGAAUCGAGUUCAUAUCGUUUAUAGCCUUUCGAAGGACCUCGGUCUUCCCGGUUUUCGAGUUGGUGCAGUUUAUUCCAAUGAUGAGAUGGUAGUGGCCGCAGCAACAAAAAUGUCAAGCUUUGGAUUGGUUUCUUCACAAACUCAGUACCUUCUCUCUGCUAUGCUCUCUGACAAGAAAUUCACAAGGAACUACAUUUCUGAAAAUCAGAAAAGGCUCAAACAACGGCAUGAAAUGCUAAUUUCCGGCCUUCAAAACGCCGGAAUCAGGUGUCUCAAGAGCAAUGCUGGUCUGUUUUGUUGGGUGGACAUGAGGCACCUACUGAGUUCACAAACAUUUGAGGCAGAGAUUGAACUGUGGCAGAAAAUUGUUUACAAUGUUGGCUUAAAUAUUUCCCCUGGAUCUUCAUGCCACUGCACUGAACCUGGCUGGUUUCGUGUAUGCUUCGCCAAUAUGUCCCAAGAAACCCUAAACCUUGCAAUGGAACGUAUAAAGUCCUUUGUUGAUUCCACCAUUACUUCUAAUAGUCAGAAUCAUCACCAAAAAAACAGAAACUCAAGAAGAAAGUCACUCACCAAGUGGGUUUUUCGGCUAUCGUUUCAUGAUCGUGAAUCGAAUGAACGAUAG